CCAGCUUCAAAUGUCUACUGCAAGUGGAUCAUUUCCAACUGACGUUUGUGUUAAGCUUGCUACUGUGGUACUUCCCUAUCAGCCAGAUAUAUUACUUGGAUCAUGCAUUGUGGAAGUACUAUUGAUGGAAUUUCCUUCAUCUCUUCACCCGUUUCAAAAUAAAAAGUUUCACCAUUGUAAUAAAAAUUCAAUUAUAACUGAAUAAAUCGUCAUUUGGAACGAACAUCCUAUUUGGAUGCAUAAUUCCACAAUGAAAAUGUUCUAACUCAAAAAUGUUGAGACAAAAGAGGAAUUAUGCCAUGACCCCAGUUACACAUCAAUUGAAUGUUAUUUUGUUAAUUAGUUCAAGUAUUUGUUAAAAGCACAGAAAUAUUGUGCAGAAUAUGAGUAUCUGUGGAACAAAAUAUUUGCUUAUAAAGAGAGUAAACAAUGGCAUAAACAAAGUAAUAUAAUAAUUGGGGUUUUCGUGGCAGUAUAUAAUCCUUAGAUUGUAGUGCCAAGCAGUACUGGAAAAAGUUCCCAAUUUUGAGGUGGGAGGUAGAAGUAGAUAUGAUAGGAAAUAACAGGAAAUCACAAAUUGUGGUUAGGCAGGUUUGUAAAGGAAGGUGGAAUGUAUGCCACCCUCAAUGGAGAAUAGGAAAAAGAUUCUCUAGUGCAGGAAAGUGGAGAAAUAUAAGGCACACGGAACUGAAGGAAACUUCUGUUUUCUGUUAUGUCAAUGCAAGAUCAACUGCCUCUUCAUAAAUAUUAUAUAUAUAUAAAAUAAUAUAGUGGUAUACAUAUUUCAUGUACCUAUAAAUUAACAAAACAGAAACCCUGUCAACAUUACAAGGUCAGUCACAGACCUCAUACAACUGCUUUCAUAUUUUGUGAAUAUUCAUAAACAAACAACACAGAUGUUCAAAAUUACAUCAAAAUAAUACCUUCAAACACUGGAUGACAAUAUCUAAAAGCAUCUUUAUAAUAAACUUUCUAGAUUUGGAAACAAUAAGAAAUAGUGUAUCUUGAGCACAAAAAUAUGUGUCUUGGGUGGUGGCUAGCUUUUCUAGCUAGGCCACAGAAAGUUGCAGUUAACAUUGCAAAAUCUAUUACGUUACUAAGUACCCAUGCAAAAAAUUAAACUGUAUGACUCCACACCACAUAUUUACAUCUCACAAAACUUCCAUUACACUAAAUUUAUGAUAUUAAGGACUUCCAGCCAGAUGACUGUUCAAAUUGUUGAAUGCUAAUAAGUUGAAUAAUUACAUACAUACAAUAUGCAGUUCCCAUUACAUCUCCUUCAUUUUCAAAAUACUGUGCCUACAGUCAGAUAUUUAAUUUUCUUGUCGUCUCUUUCAACCAAAAUACUGCACAUAACAAUCAAACUAAGCUUUUCAAACUUGCUAUCUUCAAGCAUUUGUUUUCAGCAUGAAAACACAAAAUUGUAUUAUCCCUUACUCAGAUCUUGCUAAAAUUACAUUUGCAAGUUCUUUUAAUGAACUCAGUCUACAACUGUCACGUGGUUUUUUUUUUUCUGAAAUAACAAAAUGGCAUUACUAGGAUGCCCUGGUAAUAACAGGUAUUCUUAUUUACUGCAUGUGUUCAGACGUGAAAAUUAUGCACAGUAGUUGGUAGCUGUAAACUUGACUUGUGUUCAACUAUAAACUGGAGGAUUCAUGCAUUUAUUCUGCAGGUAGUGGGAUAUAGCGAAGAUGAACUGCAGAAUUUGAUGGGUAUAAACACUGAGAGAUUGAUAUAUUCAGCUUCACUACUCAGGAGCAACAUGGUACAAGCCCUUGGCACCAUUCUAGAGCACCCAGAAACAGAAGAGCAGCUCACAUGGGAGCAACAAGCUGUAAUCCAACGGUUGCAUGACAGUUUAACUUCAAAGGAAACAAAUAUCGUGCAACAGCUCCCAGAAGUGCAAAUAGUUUCCCAGUCUCGAGCAGCAAUAACAGCUGAACAAGAGGCACCAAUACUUUUCACUCUUCUUUCACAGAGUUCAUCAAUCACAUUUCAAUGGAAGAAAAUCAUGAGUAUACUUAAGUCUUACACCAUUGGAUCCAUGUUGAAGGGCUUGCCUGGAGGUCUUAAACAAAAUGAGAAUUCAGAAUUAGCACAUAUUAUCAAUCUAAAAAAGAAAACCUUCUUUGAAAGCAUACUAAAGAAUAUUCAACACCAUUACAUCACUUUGACAUCAUCACUUCUGGUAGGUCUUUUAAAUAAUAUUCCUUUACAUUGCUUAUGUCCAGAAACUCACGAAGUGCUUCACAAUGUUCCAGAAGAGCUGCUCCAUAAACAAAACAAAUUAAAUAGCUUUCUUCCAAGAAUUACAAUAAAAUUGCAACAAUAUAUCAGUGACUUCUUGUUGAAAGUCUUAAACCUCGUACAGUCUGAACAGUCUCCACUGAACCUUUCAGUUAAACACCAUAUCAGGAAAAUCUUUCCUUUCAUAAAACCAGGAGUUUGUAAGAAUGUAAAACCUCAACUACUUACAGUUAGUCAUAAGUAUAAUGAAUUGUUUCUUCCAAUUAGAAAUGAUAAAUUUGCAUGUGAUAUCAUUGAUGCUAUGGAUAUUCUUAUGUUUGCUAUUAAAAGUGGUAAAUUAGAUCUAACAAAACACUCUGGUGGCUUUGUACCAGCAUUUUAUGGCAAUGUUCGCCUAUCUGCUCUUUUUGCUUUUCUUUCAAGAUUACGUUUCUCAUUGCUAAAUGCACAUCCAGCAUCAGCUUAUGCACAUACACUUUUUAGUUAUGUCAAAAUGAGAUAUAUCUCAAAUGCUGGUAGUUUCAUACAUACAGUGCCACUAGAUAUUGCAGUGCUUCUUAACUCCUUCAACACCGUGGGUGCAGAUUUCUCAGAAGUAAAUACUGAGAUAUACCAUGCCUUUCAGGAAGAAAUAAAAUGGAAGAAAAUCCUUGAAGAUUUUCCAUUCUCUCGAUAUAUUCAGCCUCGCCUUCUAUUCAUGAAACUAAAGUUGUCUCACCAAAUAAUUUUAAAAUACUUCCUAGAAAAGGUACAACAUACUCUACACCAAUGUCAACAUUUGCAAAUUUCAGAGACAGAAAUGAAAUUUAAUCCAUUUAUAAAUCCAACAACACAACUCAAACAGCUCAAAGCACCUAUUUUAUUGCAACCUGUGAAUGUUAUCAAUGAAACACUGGCUACAGUUGAGGCAAAGCUCUCGAGAGAACCACAAAUUAUAACUGUAAUAAAAUCACCUGCUCAACAGUGUGAAAACUCACAUAGCAUUCAGUCUUGUGCAAACUCCACAGACUCAGUAAUUCAACUAUUCAACAUUCUUUCCCAGAAGAAUAAAACCAAAUUUAGUGUAACAUGCACAGAGCAACAAGAAAAGGUUUAUCUACCCAAUAUACAGUCCUCUCUUGAAGCAGUUGAUGAGAAUAUGCUACAUCAGUCCAUUACACUCAUAUCUAACUAUUUUGAAACUACAGAUACUGGCAAGAUAAUGCAGGGAUUUCACAUGGAAAAUUAUAAAACACAAGGUGAGCUAUUAACACAAAUACUCAGAUUUAUGAAAACCAACUUGGUACACAUUCCAACAAGAGUUCUUCAUGCAAUUGAUGAAAUAUUACUUCAUAUAAAAUUAGAUGGGUUGAGUGCCCUAAAACCUGAAAUGAUGGAAAUGUGUCUAGAUGUUAGCACUGCAAAAACAAGGAUGUCAGCAAUAAAUUCGUCAAUAAUAUACAGAACUGAAAAAUCAUCACAAACUACACAUCUCAUAAAUAGUUCAGGAAAAGUGCCAAUGGAAUCAACAACAUUAGAGUAUGAAGAUACAGCAUCAACCACAGUAGAAACUAUAACAUCUAUUAAUUUACAAUCCAACAUAAUAACAGUUUCCCCACCAAACCAUGUAACAUUUCCAGAGAGAGAAACACCAUACACAAAUGAAAUCACUAUUCCACAAAUAAAAAAAUCACGAUGUUCAUCAUUAGGGUAUGACACAAAAACAACCACCACAGAACCUACAACAUCUACUAAUUUAAAACCCACCACAAUUAAAUUGUUGCCAACCCAUUUAACAUUUCCAGAAACAGAAUCAUUAUCUGCAGAUAAAGUCACCACAUCAAAACCAAAAACAACAAAAAACACAUCAGAGUAUGAUGACAGAGAAUCAAUUAUAGCAGAAACUACAGCAUCUAUUAAUAUUCAACCUAUCACUAGCACAGUAUACCCACCAACCCAUGUAACAUUUCUACAAACAGAAACAUCAUCCACAGACAAAGCCACCACUCCACAACUGGAAACAACAAAAUACACAACAGGGUACAAUGAUACAGAAUCAACAAUAGUAGAAACUACAACUACUAAGUUACAACCUAUCACAAUCACAGCAUCCCCAUCAAUCCAUGUAACAUUUUCAGAAACAGAAACACCAUUAACAGACAAAGAAACCAAUGCACAAACAGAAAUAACGGAGACCACCACAGUCAAUGUCACAUCUGAAGAUACUAACACUGCUACACCUUCACUCCCUAUAUUAGACACAGAAUAUACAAAAUUGGAAACACCAACAACAGAACAAAAAAUUACCUCUACGCUAUUACACACAUCCAGUGACUUACACACUACCACAUCAAAAACAAGUUAUACAGAAUCAAUGCCUACAACAAUAACUGGAGAAUUAGAAACAACAAAAAAGAUCACAAAAACAAAACAAACAAGACACAGACUCCCAUUAUAAUGUCAACAUACAUACAUGACACCAA
This is a messenger RNA of Cryptotermes secundus, 4709 nucleotides long. RefSeq lists its product as uncharacterized. The coding region runs from base 1709 to 4684 and encodes 991 amino acids. The record is from RefSeq and is a predicted model, not a curated record. The transcript is spliced from 2 exons. NCBI's taxonomy places the organism in Eukaryota, Metazoa, Arthropoda, Insecta, Blattodea, Kalotermitidae.